CAUCACAUCCCCGCGAGACAAGAUAAAAGUCCCUGCCUGGGCGACACCGACAAUAUGCCUCAGAACGAGUAUAUGGAAAGGUGGCGUAAGCUGCACGGCCGCCGCCUCGAUCAUGAAGAACGAGUUCGAAAGCGUGCCGCCCGUGAAGGCCACAAGGCUUCGCAGGAUGCUCAGAACCUGCGCGGUCUCCGAGCCAAGCUCUAUCAGCAGAAGCGACACAAGGAGAAGAUCCAGAUGAAGAAGGCCAUCAAAGCCCACGAGGAGCGCAACGUCAAGACCGCCGACGAGAAGGAGCCUACGACGCCUAUGCCCUCGUACCUGCUGGACCGCACCAACCCCUCGACGGCCAAGGCGCUGAGCAGCGCCAUCAAGAACAAGCGAGCGGAGAAGGCGGCCAAGUUUGCGGUUCCUCUGCCCAAGGUCCGAGGCAUCAGCGAGGAGGAGAUGUUCAAGGUGGUCAAGACUGGCAAGAAGGUGCAGAAGAAGGCCUGGAAGCGAAUGGUGACGAAGCCCACCUUUGUCGGACCCGACUUUACGCGACGCAACCCCAAGCACGAGCGCUUCAUCCGACCCAUGGGUCUGCGAUACAAGAAGGCCAACGUCACUCACCCCGAGCUCGGCGUGACGGUGCAGCUGCCCAUCAUCAGCGUCAAGAAGAAUCCCCAGAACCCUCUCUACACCCAGCUGGGCGUUCUGACCAAGGGUACCGUCAUCGAGGUCAACGUCAGCGAGCUGGGUCUGGUGACUGCUGGUGGAAAGGUUGUCUGGGGUCGAUACGCCCAGGUCACCAACAACCCCGAGAACGAGGGCUGCAUCAACAGCGUUCUGCUGGUCUAA
Fusarium keratoplasticum is the source of this 837-nucleotide messenger RNA. Its product is annotated as Ribosome biogenesis protein NSA2-like protein. Gene Ontology annotation, biological process: maturation of 5.8S rRNA; maturation of LSU-rRNA. The record is from RefSeq and is a predicted model, not a curated record. The transcript is spliced from 2 exons. The coding region runs from base 55 to 837 and encodes 260 amino acids. NCBI's taxonomy places the organism in Eukaryota, Fungi, Ascomycota, Sordariomycetes, Hypocreales, Nectriaceae. Gene Ontology annotation, cellular component: preribosome, large subunit precursor; nucleolus.